Molecule: messenger RNA, 409 nt
Organism: Rhagoletis zephyria (snowberry fruit fly)
Lineage: Eukaryota; Metazoa; Arthropoda; Insecta; Diptera; Tephritidae
Product: probable E3 ubiquitin-protein ligase RHC1A
Biological process (GO): proteasome-mediated ubiquitin-dependent protein catabolic process
Cellular component (GO): endomembrane system
Molecular function (GO): ubiquitin protein ligase activity; zinc ion binding
Source: RefSeq, a predicted model, not a curated record
AUGCCGUUACGAAACAGCGGCGAAAACCUUCCAGGGCUGGUGCCCAACGGGCAGACUGUGUGCACAAUAUGUCGGGAAAGCUUCUCGGAACGUGACGAUGUGCUGGUCACAGCUUGCUCGCAUAGGUUCCAUCGGAAUUGUUUACUCUCAUGGCUGAAGAGGAAUUCAUCCUGCCCUCAAUGUCGGACAGCGUGUACCAGUAAGGAUUUCCAUCAGAAUACUGGAACUCGUACCAGAUCGCGUACGGCUUUUCAGGAUAAUGCAUCGGGUGGUAGUAGGAAUGAANAGAAUACUGGAACUCGUACCAGAUCGCGUACGGCUUUUCAGGAUAAUGCAUCGGGUGGUAGUAGGAAUGAACCGACUACAGGCGAAAAAGUGCUCCAACAACAACAGUCGGAAGGUGCCGCAA